CAUGAUUUGUUUGCGUUUGCGUAUAAACAGAACAGCUCUGUCAGGCAAAAGUUCCACUACAAUCCUUUUCGUAUAAAACUGAAAAAUUGAAUACCGUGCAAAAGGAACAACAUUGAAGCGAAUCCACUGUUUUUCACAGACCGACGAAGAUGAGUUUCGAAAAUGAAAUAGCAUCGAUGGAAACGUCCAUUGGAAAUUUGGUCACAGCUACUCUAUCGAACAUUCGCGAAAAAUUGUUCGGCAGCAAUGAUUUCGUUUUGGCUGACACAGAUGGAAACUUCGAAAAGUUUUUUUUAGAAUCGGCCAAAAAUAAGAUCGAUUAUGCAUACAAAGCAUAUCUGAUGCAAGCUAAAUUCAAAAGCCUCAUCACCACAUCGAACAACAAAACCGCUGCCGAACCGCAAAAGGUGUUGGUAUCACCAGCUAGUUUGGAAAAGGAAAAAGGCUCAACUGCAUUGAACUCAUCUUCUGACAAGCGGAAGUUUCCGCUAGUUCACUCGGACAUACCAGCAACCGAAAAAAGCAGACAACUCCAGUUACAGAAUGAACUCCAGACCACAUUGGAUAUUGUUGGUCUACCACUGGGAAGCGGUGAUCAGGAAUCAUUGGUAAAAUUGGUCAAGAUUUUGUGCAAUCACCUGUCGGUGCCAAUGAGUGCGGAAGAUAUCGAAAACGUUCAGACCGAUGGUCGUGCGCUGACAGUAACAUUUCACAAAGAGUAUAUGAAGGAUCAAGUGCUCAUGCAAUAUCAAGGGACAAAUCUGAGAUCUGAUGAAUUGCUAACACUUUUGCCGGGAGAAAUUGCAGCACCGGUAAGAAUUUACCAGAGUGUGACUGAGUUCUACAGACGACUAAGAAUAAGUGCACAGUGUCACAUUAACAGGAAACAGAUUUGUUUCUACAAUAUUACUAAUCGGGGACUCGCAAUUAAGUUCACUCGAGGCGGUGCACUUGUGUACGUUCAAUCACAAUAUGAGCUACAAUGGCAGAUUUUGCGAUACGAAACACUGGUUAAUAAAUCCAAAACCUCAAAAAUUAACUGCAGCCGUUAAUUUUGAUGAAUAAAAUUCUUUUGCUAAAAGUUCUGUAGAACAGAAUUUACACUCGUGACUAAUUCUAUUGUUUUCUACUUCAUUAAUGAAUCAACGAUUUAUUUCCGGACAUUUUUCGAUAAUUGUUUAAAGCUCAAAUAAACUGACAUUUAUCAUAGAAA
Messenger RNA from Bradysia coprophila, 1213 nucleotides. RefSeq lists its product as uncharacterized. The record is from RefSeq and is a predicted model, not a curated record. NCBI's taxonomy places the organism in Eukaryota, Metazoa, Arthropoda, Insecta, Diptera, Sciaridae.